AUGUCAGUCGCUGAGUCCUUUCUACGCGGUGGAACCCCCAGUACUUCAAUUCAGACUUUCCAACGUGACCUAAGCACUACGUAUAGUGCUUGGUGUUGGACCCUUGUUUAUCCCCGGCGUUGGCAUUUGGAUACAAACACAAAUACUAUCGCUGCUCCCGUAUUUCAUUUUCUGUUCGGACAGCCUGCUGUGGUAGCUUCGUCCUCGCCUGAUGACGCCAAGAUAGCUGAGGCGUCUUCAUGGCAUUUGCUGUAUGCUACCGUACAGGAAAAAUCUAGUAGUGAGAGGGUGGCUCAGCCCUUCAAGGAGGUUUGGAGCACGCUACCGAGUGGGUUACGGGCCUCCAUCACAUCCUUUGCGCUCGUGGCAGUUUUGAAGGGCCAUACUCACGAGAGACUAAACCUCUUUUGUCAGGAUCAGUGGGAGCGUGUCGCAAUGGGGGUGCGUGACGAAGUGAUGCAAUCUGUGGGAGUCGACGUCCGCAAAAAUUUUGUAGCAGCUGUAUUUAAAGACAACAGGUUACUUUGGCAGAUGACAUCCCCGGAGGCGCCUGCCAGCUUAGGUACGACUUCACUACCAGAGGGAGGUCCCUCAUGGUUACCCUUCAUGACUGGAGGCUUGUUGAACUCUGGUGUAUUUGAAAAAUUUACUGAGCUUCUGGACCAGGUGACUAGAUGGUUAGAGACGAAGAGUAAUCUAUCUGCCGAAGCGCGUGACGUUUCCAUUCCAGCACAGGGAAGAUAUCGACCAUUACUUGAGCUGGUUUCCCACAUCAACCCAAUUUUGUAUCGGACGCGUUUCAUGGAGCCGGGGAAUGUUGAAAAGAUGUUACCUUCGGCGACCGACCCUACAUGCCCUCAACGCACUCCAGCGGUCCCAGAUCCUGAGGACCUGACGGGGAUCGAGAAGCUCAAGGCGCAGCGAGACGCAAAUUGGAAGGCCUUAAAGUUGACCAAAGGGGAGGGUACUUCCUUCUCGGUCCCCGAGCUGUCGUCUGAAUCUGUAGGGACCACUGAGAACACGUCUAAAGACGAAAUGACGGCAGUGGCUGAGUGCGAUACGGGGUGCGCUGGUGCCAACACACGACCAUUCCGGCACGUUUUUCUGUUGCAGAGGCCUCCAAAAGGGAAGCAAACGCCUGAAAAUGAUUAUCGGGAGGUAGGCCCUGUCAAACCACAGCCCAUUGGUGCAGAGUUUCACCUCUAUCAAGAUAUCGGCGAUGUGUUUUACGUUGUUGAUGAAUUCAACAAUAAUGGGCUGAUGGAUUUUAACUGCGACAACUAUUUGCCAGAGGAGGGGGAGGUUCUGGUGCAGCUCGGGCCUAUAGAAGGGGUACCAUUUGACGAUAUUGACUUUCUUUUGGAUUUCCAGGAUUCUAUCUCAUCGGUUCAGGGCUAUCACAAUAAAGAGUUGCUGAAACAUCAACACGUGCAAUGUGAGGGAUCUUGUAGCGAUUUAGUCUUUCCUCGUGUUGUUCACCGUUUACCCACCAACCAGACAACUAAGUUGAAUCCUAUCGCAAGGAACCAGUUGCUAGUAGGGGAGAACAGCCCUACAAUUGAGAUGCUGCUCGCGGCGACUGCCACACUGAAUUUUUUCGUCAAUAAUAUUGUUGACCUCCACGCGCGCUACGGUUGGAAGGUUGGCGUGGGUGAAAGCGGCUACACCGUAGCCGGAAUUCCACCGUUGGCAUUGCCGCCUGCGUUGCUGCAUCCGCUUAGACGUUGCGCAUCUUGUGGCCGGCGCCGAGAAAAACUACUCCGCUGUAGUGGGUGUAAAGUGAUAUGGUACUGCAGCCAAAAGCACCAGGCGUUAGAAUGGAAGAGUGGAAAGCACAAGGUGGAAUGUGCGCUGUGGCGGAAAAAUAGGGAGGACGCCGCACGAAACUUUCAGUCACAGCUGACUGCGGCGAGGCUGCACGAGACAGAAGGUCGGAUAAUGCGCACGGCUGGAUGGUCCUGCGCGGUAGCUACCCUUGAAUACCUUUCUUCGAAGGCAGACUUAUUUAUUAGUGAUGAGGGAAAGAAUCCAAAUCAAAUAACUCCGCCUCUAUUGUUGGAGCCACUUUAUGUUCACGUUAUUGGUGUCGAAACAGCAUGGGUAAAGGACUUUGUACAGGUCAUGGGCUCGAGCGCAGGAAGCUUUCUUUCGCCGUUCUUUGGUUUCAAACAACGGCAGUUACGUCUUGUGGUUUUCACAAAUUCAUCCACUUCCGUUCCGGACAAGUCACUUCACAACAGCGUGUUUGCCGUGCCUUCCCUGAAGGCAGUGGAGGCAAUGACGAUCGAAGGGGAUACGGUGGCCGUCGUCGAUGGAGUAGCUAAUCCUCUCAAAGAUACUUCGAAAAGUGGAGAAGCGGUUUUGGUGGCGCCCACCUACGUAGUUGGGGACGUGUGGCAUGUUGAGGGUGGGGAGUCUUCAGCGUUAGCACGGGAGGCCGCAAUGCUGAUUCGUAUCUGCGACUGCAAAUACCAUUCACAUCAAUUGGUGGAGGGCGUAACAAACAGCUCGCCUGCCCCCAACCCCCCCGGGGCAGCAGGGUGCCAGUCGGAGGCCGUAAUCAGUUUCGGACCUUCUAAUGGAGAGGGUUUGAACUUCUUCAGCGGAACCUUGGAGGUCUGUGCGAGGUCGAAGGUGGGUCACGUACCGAUACGCUUCCUGGAAAGUUCCUUGGUGGGGGCCUACCACACUGCACAGGCGUUAUUGGCUCGACUGGACGCGCGUGAGGAUAAGCCUGGUACCUGUGCGCUUAACAUGCUCAAGACGGGUAUGCUUAACAUUAGCCCGAAAGAAGAUAACAGGGAGGAGCGGGGUCUUUUUCGUUUGAACAAACAUAGUGUUUGCUUCGAUCUGCCUUUUCUGUCGGGGUAUCAUGGUAAGGCAGCAGUUGAUGAAGCAGUGGAGUUGAUUUUGAUCAAUUCCUACUAUUUCGAUGUUCCUACCUUCUAG
This is a messenger RNA of Phytomonas sp. EM1, 2949 nucleotides long. The record is from the annotation of a GenBank genome assembly. Lineage: Eukaryota; Euglenozoa; Kinetoplastea; Trypanosomatida; Trypanosomatidae.